Messenger RNA from Linepithema humile (Argentine ant), 6142 nucleotides. RefSeq lists its product as uncharacterized. Lineage: Eukaryota; Metazoa; Arthropoda; Insecta; Hymenoptera; Formicidae. The record is from RefSeq and is a predicted model, not a curated record.
CGGGACCACCACCCUGGGACGUCAAAACGGUUUCACCAAAGCUUUCCGCGUACGCUUGCAGUGCUCCUAUUUUCUCUACCCCCCUAUUUUCUUCUUUCUACCCCUUCGCUUUUCGUCUUCUCGACUAUCCGCCCGCUUUCUUCGCCGCUUUUCCGAGCUCCCGCACGGCCGGAGAGUAGAGCGCGUCGCAAGCCAAGAGGAUCCAUAUUCUCGCGUUCGAGCGCAGGACUCAACUAACGAAGAUGAUUACGGCGUUACCGGUACCUUCGGUGAAGGUCUUCCACAAGACCUAUUACCAGGAGAAGAGCGCGAGGAUAGGAAACAGCCAGCCGGGUAGUCCGCUGGCGGAAAGCGAGGCGGUGCUCGCUAUGAUAGACAAAGAACCGCCGGAGUACUACUUCUGCGGGAAGGUUAAUUCGCUGUACGUCGUCGUCGGCUCGCUGUUGCUGGGAGCGAUAGUGCUAGUGGUCGGCCUGGUGCAGCUCGCGCCGGGCGCGGAAGCCGCACAGAACUCGGCGGCUCUGAUCGCCGCUGGCAGCGGCCUCCUCGUGAUCGGGGUGUUCCUAGCGCCGCUGAGAGCCGUGUGUAUCAAGAAGCAGUCCGCCGCCCAGAAGGACGGCACUCAUCAGCGGAGCGUCACCAGCAUAGACAUGCUACUGGCUCAGCACAGUCGUAUUAAUAGGGACUUUACGGUCCUGACGCCCGACGAGCUCGAGGAUCUCGUAGGCCGGCAGACAUCCAACAAUUCGGAGAACAAGCCCCACAGGCAGGGUCACAAUACCUAGGUACCGUCCGCCUCGAGGAAGGCAUUGCCUUCCGCAUCAUCGUGCUCCGCCAGUUCUACGCCACCAUCGUCCGUCACAUCGCCAGGACCGAAUUCCUCCAUUCUGUACACGCAUCGUUACGAUACGCGCGAGCAUAGUUUGGUUUAAUCGAUGUGCACUCACUGCGUCAUUUUCAUAGGGCCACGCCGACGGCCGCGCCAAUUUUUAAUGAUGCACCGCAAUUAAAAAAAAAGAUGCAAGAACGAGACUUUUGGGCUCAGCCGAGCGCGAAGGCAGGCACGAUUUGUAAGAACGUAAGAAAGUAGCCGAUACGCACGUAGACUGCAUCAUCCCUUCGAUUUGCGGACGGUAAUUCAUCGCUUCUUUCACGAGAUUCGGUUUUUAUUGAACUUUUUAAAAAACUUGAUUCGUUGCGAGAGACGACCGAGUGCAUUUCGCGACUGAACGUAGACUCGAUUUUUUUUUAUAUACACAUAAAACACUGUCGGAGUUUGAACGAGCUACUUGAAUUAGUUGCACUUGCUUACGUGCUGUUUUUUUUUUUUCUCUCUUUCGCUUGCCGGCCUCGCAAACGCGAUUUUCACGUCAGAUUGCAGUACGUGGUGGCAAAAUCGUACGUUUAAUCGUGUUUAGCUGUUAGUGGUGUUCACGACACGGUUGUGUGUCGCGAACGAGUUCUACGAUGAUCGCAUGCUAGUUGCAAGGAAUGCGUAUGGGAAAGUAACGCGGUACUGCGCAAAACCAGCAGGGUUUCGUAAGGAUUCGCGAGAAAAUUUUUAGUAAGAAUUAUAAGCGAAUAUAAUCUAUCUGUGUUCCCGGUAGUUCACGGUGCCACGGUGUUCCGGGUAGCUCCGCGAGAAUAAAGUGCGAGAGGAAAUACGAGUUUAAGCGUGAACCAAGUCCUGGCAGGACGAAAUUUGCAGUUGUGAAAGGGCCAAGGGACAAUCACGGCACAAAAAAGGACAUCUACAUUUCAAUAUAUCACGCAUUCGUGUUGUUUUUUCUCACACGAUCAUAGAGAUUUUGAAUUUUUCAAAGUUCCUAUUUUGCAUAGCUUUCUCACGGCGAUUGCCCCUCGACGCCUUCACACCCUUAAAUUCAAUCUCAGAUCUUAGGAAAAGUUUUUCUAAAUUCUUCGUAAAAAUAUCAAUGUUCUGCAUGAUUAUCGUUCUCCGACACUGCGCCGAAUAUUACAUUUGUUCGUCGAAUGUCUUCGUUAUAUCUUUUAUCAAGUUAGAAUUACGCGAAUAUGAGACGAUUUUAUAAAUACGUACAUAUAAAUCGGAAAUCAGAGAUGUCUUUGGGAAGCAUACUUCGUUGUAUGCAGGAGUGAUUUUUUGUACGCGUUUGUAUUUCGAUUGGAGUUGCAAUGUAUUCCACGAAUUCAAAGAUACAAAUUAUCUUCGACUUUUCCGACACAAAUCGCCGUUAUCGAAAGUAUUGAGACGAUGUUAAAACUUUGCGUUGAAAUUUUAGCGACAAGAGGCUCUUCUAUUGCAGAGAUUUUUAGGAGAUGUCUUAUAAUUUCCAUAAAAGCAUGAUGUUUUCACUAUAAAAGAUAUAACCAGUGUUGCUUUCCUCAAAGAUUAAACAGUGUUCAACAUAUGAAUGACUGAGUCUGAUAUCAAGUAUCGUAUUGUGAAUCUAGUUCGAGUUAUUCAGGCGAAGAUAUAUACAAUUUGUUGUAACAUGCGUACGUAUGAUAAGAUUCGAAAAAUCUUCCUCGAAAUUUAUUCCCAGCAGGGUAAUAAGAAGGGAUAAGAGGGUUACGCGCAAAAAAAGACUUUCUCGUAAAUCUUGCGGAUAUUUCUUCGUUGAACCUUUACAAAAAAAAAAAAGAAAAAGAAAAAAAACGCACUCAUCGUGUGACAGUUGAUGCGGAGUGAAUGAGACGUCUUAUUGAGAUAUAUGCGAUACGUACAGCCCUAUCGACGGGCCGUGCAUUUUUUGUCGAGAUCGUCGAGGGAGAAGAAAGGGGGGAGGGGGAGAGGCAGACGCGAAAUGAUAUAUGGCUGGAUCGGAUGAGUAACGAACCUCACGCGCAAUGAAACAUACCGAAAUCGAUAUAAUAUGCUUAUAUACAGUGGCGUGCAAAAAGUGGGAAUCAGCAAAGCGGGUGUGUACCUGAUUUGAUUUUUAAAGGCCUUAGCGAAAAUUUCAGCGCCAGGCACAAUUAGCACUGACCUUCGGAACUUUCGAGUCUGAUCGCGCGCACGCUGAGGCGAAGCCUUGGAUUUCAAUUCUCGCUGUAACUGAAGAUCGGAACCGAAGACGUCCGAGAACACUGAUCCCCACCUUUUCAGGACCAGCUUGUGUAUCAACCAAAAAAUAGAUGUUUAAGAUGGAUAUCGGAUAUCGAGUCGACGAUUGAAGUCCUGAUUGAAGAAACAAGAAAGAAAGAAAAAAAUAAUAGAAAUCGAGAUUUGAUAUUUGUCCAUCGCGGUGUAUCGAUCUUUCUUUGAGCCACCGUCUAGUUUAAGAGUUUUUUAAGAACGGAAAUUCCUGUUCUGUGAGUGCGAAUGCAAAAAUGUAGUCUGAGCAAAGUAAUAUAAAUUCGCAAGUUAAGGUCACGCGGAAGUAAUCGCCUAAUGUAAGAAUAUAAAUCAAAACAUUUAAGAGGAUAAUACUAAGUGAUUCAAAUUACGUUUAUCCAACUUACACGAGCUAAGAAGGAUAUUCGUCGUCCUUAAUCUAUGUCCUUAAUCUAUAAAUCAUCCGUAAAGUAAUGCUAUUGCUGCAAAAUAAACAGAUUUUGGCAUACAUGUUUAUAUAUUUGACGUAAUUCAACGCAAUUUUAGCGGAUUUAUCAUUUAAGAGAGAAUUAGCAAAUCGCGCCCAGACAAAUACACAUGCACAUUAUCGAUAUGUCUAUGAAAUUCAUAAUAAGAUAUAAACUACUCAACAAAAUUAAAGCCAGCCCCUCUCAAGUAAAAAGAGAAGGCCAAAUUCAAAUAGCUGUAAGAUUGACAAAAAUAAUCGUAAUGAGAUUCGCAAAAAAGCAUGUUGAUGUGCUUGAAGCUCCUACUUUUAGAAACUUUACAUUACGAUUUCAUUAAUUCUUCAUUUAUAUGAAGAUACAGAUACCUCAGAUUUCAAAAAUUUUAUCGCCAUGCACUUCGUUAAAAUUGCAGAAAAUUUUUGAAAUUUGAUUAAUAAAAUUACAAUUUGAAGUAAAGCUUCUAAAAGUAGAAGUUUCAAGCUUCAAGAUGCCUUUUUGUGAGUCUUAUUAUGAUUAUUUAUCAAAAUUAUAGCUAUUUGAAUUUGGCCUUCCUUUUUUGCAUUUGAGUGCCGUUUUAAUUUUUUUAGUAGUGUAUAUUGAUUGAACUUUUGUAGUUUUUUAAGUUAGCAGCUAGAGCUCCUUACAAAAACACUUAUUUCUAGCAAACAAACAGCUUUGAAGAGGAAACAUAUCUAUCGAGUCGGCUAUGAGUAGAGAUAUAUUUUUCUUGUCAUUAGUCGAUAUAUAUAUAUGUGCGCGGGAGGGAAGAAAAUAGCGAUUAAGGAAGAUAAAAGCUGUCCACAUUUUCCAUACUGAAAAGGCUUGCAUUUCUGUCGUAAGAUUCCUAUUGAAUAUUUGCCUUAAUUUCGGAGGUAGAAAUAUCGAAGGCUCUAGUUUUACAAAACGGGAGAGCGCGAUCGAUAUUUUAAAGGUACUCUUAAAUUCGCUAUAUUUUAAUUACCGUUUUACGCGCAUAAGAAAGUGUUUGCGCAGUCCUGGUGAACAGGAGGACGAGGGAGAUCGGCACAUUUUCGGCCAGGGUAUAAUAAUUUGCUGCGGUAGGAUUUAACGUAACACGACUUUAAGGCGAGUGCAAGAAGGAAAUGAUCGUGCGUAAAAAUGCGAAUCGCGUUCGCUGAAUAACGCGCAAUAUUGAAAGUUUCGAUUGAAAAUUAUUUGCAGAAGCAUUGUUACACGAAUGCAUAAAUUACGCCCGAAGUGAUAACACGACACUUCCUUGUUGCACGCGAAGAUCGAACAUAAUUUUAAGAGAUUCAACGCACAGAAUUAGUUGUAAGCAUUUUUAUAAUGGUGUUCUAUGUAUAAUUACUACUAUUACUUAUUAUCACUAUAACUAAUCCAUCAGAAAUAGCCCAAUAUAUUUAUGAUCCGGCCGCGAAUCGGCCGGCAAAAGUGUUCUUCGUUCAUGUUAAAAUCAUCAUCAUAGGACUGGAUAGUAAUAUGCCUAGCCUUGUAUAUACUAAAGUUUGUAAUGUGAAAAAAAAAGAACGGGUCAGAGUAAUACUCGAUCUUGAUGAGAUUUGCCGAUUUGCUGAUCUUUAAUUAAUCUAAAGUAAAUUAUGUCGCGGCGUAAUCCUAAAAUGCAUAUCGUACGAGAAUUUUCACGAAAAUACCUGUCAGUUGUGAUUGCAGCAUUUUCGUAGAUUUAGUACAAUUUUUUGUUGUAACGUAAGCGUAUCGCACUCGUUGAUCGGCGCGAUUGUUAAAAUUUGAACGCAAUUACGAAAAAAAUAAUCGAUUAGCUUUCCGUAAGAUUCUUCGCGAUUGCUCGAAACAAAAUUCAAUUGUUUUCUUCGAUUAAGUUAUCUAUCGCGAUAUCUCUAAAAACUUUUAUAAUAUUCUAAAACUUUAACAUCUCUGAACUUUUAUACGUAUAACGCAUACAAAAUGCCCAGUCAAAAUGCUGCAAGCGUAACUUUGCAUUGCACGAGAAAAAAUCUCUAUAACUAUAGUGCAUAUAAAUGCAUUAUCUAAUAAUACGAUAUAUUUACGAUACGAUACUAUAUUAGUAGACGUAAUAUCGAGAAAGUUUUACCGAUAAGCUUUAACUUAAAAAAAAAGCGCAGCAUGUAGAAUAAGAGGAAUGUAACAUCGCGAAGCGUUCGCGAUGAUGCGGCCAUCAUUGUUGAGGCUGAAGUCAUCUUGAAGUGAUAAAGUGUGCAUUAUCCCAUUUGAUCCCACAUUGCCGUAAAACACAUAGCUUCACCAUACGAAAUUACUAUUUCAGUGAUAACGAUAAUAUCAAAGGUGCAAAUAACGAUGAUAUUUGAGAGCAUAUAUCAUAAAUCAUUUCCCGGCGUAAAAAGGAAGGCCGGGCUCCUUCUAUCACUGCCAAAGAUUGAUUAGAACGCGAUUUACAUACCUUUCGGACGUUAAAACAAUCGUGGAGACGCUAACUGGACGCGCGGCUGCAUAAUUGAACCUCAACAAUAUGUUCCGCCAUUGUGAACAUGUCGAAGACAUUCUGUAACAUAUAAAUAUAUAUUAGCUAUUAUAUACAUUAAAAAUAUUUUAUUCGGGAACAUUUUGACUUGCUUAAAAGUUACGUUGGUCCGUAUAUUUUGUAAGCAAAGGUUAUCAAUAGCAGUUAAUAAAUAUUACAAUACUCUAUAGCAGU